UGACCUCGUCACGUGGUCUGGGUUCGCCCCUCCCUGCUUGACAAGAUGGCGGCGCCCACUUGUAGCGUGCCUGGCCUCUGGGUCUGCGGUACCCGCCAGCAUUGGGGGAAUCUCUUCCCUCUCGUCUCAAAGCCAUUUUGUUCUGCCGCCGCUGCUUCUAAGCCUCUGAAUGCCCAGCGAUUAGCGGAGAGGCUCCGAGCCCAGAAACAGGAACAAAAGAAGGAGCCGGUGCCCACAAACCCUGUUCAGCGGAGGGUGCUGGAGCUAGUGCGGUUCACACAGCAGCUGCAGCGAGUGCACCCCAACGUGCUUGCUAAGGCCCUGAACCGGGGGAUUCUCCACCAGGACAAGGACCUUGUGGUUAUCAACAAGCCCUACGGGCUCCCGGUGCAUGGCGGCCCUGGUGUCCAGCUCUGCAUCACGGAUGUACUGCCUAUCCUGGCAAAGAUGCUGCGUGGCCACAAGGCAGAGCCCCUGCAUCUGUGUCACCGGCUGGACAAGGAAACUACGGGUGUGAUGGUGUUGGCUUGGGAGAAGGAAGUGGCACAUCAAGUCCAGCAGUUGUUUAAAACCCGUCAGGUGGCCAAGAAGUACUGGGCCAUCACCGUACGUGUCCCCACGCCUUCAGCAGGAGUUGUUGACAUCCCCAUCAUUGAGAAGGAGGUGCAAGGCCAGCAGAAGCACCGCAAGAUGACGCUGUCCCCAAGCUACCGCAUGGACAAUGGGACGAUGGUGAAAGUGCGUAGCAGCCGGAAUGCACACAUUGCUGUGACGCAGUACCAGCUGCUAAGCAGCACUCUCUCCUCUGCCCUCUUGGAGCUCCACCCAGUUACCGGAGUAAAACAUCAGCUUCGAGUUCACCUGUCUUUUGGAUUAGAUUGUCCAAUCCUUGGUGAUCAUAAGUACUCAGAUUGGAAUAGGUUGGCCCCCCAGAAGCUGUCUGCUGGUACCCUGAAGAAGCUGGGGCUGGAGCAGUCGAAGACCCGCUACAUCCCUCUUCACCUGCAUGCCCGGCAGCUAGUCCUGCCUGCUAUGGGGUCCAGGAAGGAGGAACUCAACUUGGUCUGCAAGGUUCCUCGCUUCUUUGUGCGUUCCCUGAGCCGCCUGGGCUUAGAAAUGCCCAGUAAGGAUGAAACAGAAAAUGAUGAAGCAGGGCACCUGGGAGUGCAGUGAAGACUGUUAGGCAGGGUGGCCCCUGAACUCUUUGUUCUCCAUAAUGGGAAUGAAGAUGCCAUUGGUGACUCUGCUGACUUCUCACGAGGACCAGCCUCCAGAAAAUCCAGAUGUGAUAAGCUGACGAAACUUGCGUCAGGGCUUAGAAUGGAGAAUAAAGUCCCUUUACUGAUGGUUUGUCCGAGCUAUGAGAGAGUCUGAGAAGUCUCCCUGCCUCAGAAUCUCCAAAAAGGACAGAGAACUGAGCAGAUUGGGUCAAUAAUGGGAAAAGAAGGAGAACUGAAGGACAGAAUCCGUGGUCAGGAACUGUAGUCAUCCAAUAGUAGAGCUUUAUCAGGAAGAUUCUCAGUGUUGGAAAGAAAGCACGGGUAAACACGUCAGCGGGAUCCAGGAUUUCUGUCUAGCUCUGGUUUGGGCCCGUUUACUGCUCUCGUUGCCAUGAAGCCUGUGAUGGGGGUGACUGGAGAGGGAUCGAGCUGGGGAAUUUGGAUCAGGAAGGAAAGCAGAUGUAAGUGGGUGUAAACAGCAGUAAAAUAAAUGAGUGAAGUCAGCAGGUAUAAGACACUGGUGGGGACAAAAACUACAGAGAUCUUGUGCUGCCUGAAGAAGGCAAUUGUUAGCUCCAACUGGUGAUCGCCACAGGGAUCUUUCUAAUGUUUCCAGAGAAUCAGGAAACCUAGAUGGUUAUGUGAAAUCUCCCAGUAUAUUGCGAGCUAAAUCAAAUUAAAAAAAAAAACUUGGGCAGCAAGCAGACCAUAUUUGCAGGGCAUAUUUGACCUGUAGGACCCCAGUGAUGCAGACAUUUGGGGAAAGGUACCAGCUUGAAACUUCUGGAUCAGAGGUUGGUGUUUUAGCUACAUGUAGUUAUCUGCCCUUUCUAGACUGGGGAAUGACUUUUGAUGGUCAGUAAAUGUGCUAAUGUGUGGUUAUAAA
Messenger RNA from Loxodonta africana (African savanna elephant), 2106 nucleotides. RefSeq names its product RNA pseudouridine synthase D4 (gene RPUSD4). The record is from RefSeq and is a predicted model, not a curated record. The coding region runs from base 46 to 1173 and encodes 375 amino acids. Gene Ontology annotation, biological process: enzyme-directed rRNA pseudouridine synthesis. The transcript is spliced from 7 exons. Gene Ontology annotation, molecular function: pseudouridine synthase activity; RNA binding. NCBI's taxonomy places the organism in Eukaryota, Metazoa, Chordata, Mammalia, Proboscidea, Elephantidae.